Messenger RNA from Aspergillus pseudoviridinutans, 384 nucleotides. RefSeq lists its product as uncharacterized. Bases 1 to 384 code for a protein of 127 amino acids. NCBI's taxonomy places the organism in Eukaryota, Fungi, Ascomycota, Eurotiomycetes, Eurotiales, Aspergillaceae. The transcript has a single exon. The record is from RefSeq and is a predicted model, not a curated record.
AUGAGUCCGCUUGCAGUGGCCGAUGUUACUGCUCAAUUUAAGGAGCAAGUGCUCCCAGACUCCACAUCUCCCGAUCUUCAUCUCAGCCAGUCCACGGACGAGGAGAAUCUUCGCAUCUGGCAAUUGACAUCAAAUGAGUGGAAUACGAGUGUGAGAGAGGUUUUACGAGCUGCUCAAAAAGAAGCGGCAGAAUGGGAUCUGCACAAGAUCACGCUCUGGAAUCCGUCGCACGCCCUGGAGAGGGCAAUCCAAUUAUCAGGUAUUCCGUUUCAGCGCAAGCAUUGGAUCCAAGACAGCAUACCCUGUCUGCAAUGGUAUGAAGAAGGGAGAGGCAAGCCAGAUUCGCUCAAUUGGCUUCUGAAUGAGAAAUACGGCUGGUGCUAA